AAUAAUUAAACGCGAACGUUUCAACGAAUAUGUAUCGAUUGUUUGAAAUUUUCUUCAUUUAGAUAAUUCUAAAUAAAUAAAAAUUCUUUCUGUAAGUAUACAAAAUAUAUUCGGCAAUAACGGAUAGCAAGAACACGGAAAGGAAAGUGAAACGUGGGUAGGAGAGCUCAAAAGCAAGAAGGAAAGAGAAACGAAUUCUCAUUACGUAUGGAAGAGCGUAACUUUUGAUUCAAAUGGAGAGUAAUCGCCACGACGCUCACCGAGAUUACCCCCGUGGGAUUGUUCGAUAUUCUUUCUCUCUCUUUCUCUCUCUUUAUCUCUCUUAGCACAUUAUUCCUUCGAUAAGAUCGAAGAGAACGCAAAGGGUGAGGGUGAUACCGUGACAACGCCCGGUGAUACCUCGACGCAACCGUAUAAAACCUCAGGAUCGCUGCUGUAUCGGCACCAAUCUGUUCCGAGAGCUUCUCGAGGAAACUGUGACAAGUAACAACAUCCAACACGGGAGAAGAGAUGAUCGAAUUCAUCGGCAAAUUUCCCUGGACAUUGGGGACCUUCUCUUAUUCGUACCUUCUUGUAUUAUUCUUCUUCAUGACGUCCUGUACAACCGCGGAAUACGAUUCAAGAGAUGUAGCGAGCAUGUCGAACGAUAGAACGCAGGACAACGAUUUUCGUUCGUGUACUGAAGGAAAAUGCAUAAAGAGGACUACACAAAAGAUGAGCAGCGGGAUGUGGUUCGGACCGCGACUUGGAAAACGUCGAAAGUUUGAGGGUAGAACAGGUAUGGACACCGAAUUGGAGGCUGUCGCUAAUGCUUUCGACGAUUCAGAUUGGACUAUUGUCGCUUUAUCAGGCGACAAGGGACGGAUGGCUAAUCGAGUCAAGGUCAAUCAAGAAGGAGACUAUGAUGAAAACGAACUUUUUACCAAGUAUUUAGCUUCGAAGAAUUCGGAGAGCGCACAAGACGAAGGGACGUUCUCCAGCGAACCAUUUUCUUUGACGAUUAAUCGCGGAAAUCGUCGAGUUCCUUUGACGAUUUCAUCACGGUUUGCUCAUCGAUCGCGCGUUCUGCCGUUUUAGUAAAGAAAAAAAGAAUAAUAGCCCAUAGUUAACUCCCGAAACUUAUAAAACAAAAGAGAUUCGAUUAACCAACGUCUUAUUGGAAUUACUAAGAAAUAAAGUAUUCACAUUUGUUUGCAAUCCUUCAUUUAUUUCAUUUCGAUCCUAUCUUUCUUAAGACGUCAAAAAAUAAUCAUAUCGAAACGCGAUAUUUACGUUUGCAUAGCGUAGAUAAUAAAAAAAAAAAGAAAAAAAGGGGGUGUGUAUUAUUGCUCGAAGAUAUUAUUAUUGGUAGGAGAAGGAGAGAGAGAGAAAAAAAGAAGAAAGAAUGAAGGGAAGAGAAGGAUGGAGCACGGUGCAUUUAGGGGUAAUUCCUCGAGCAGCGCUCCGUACCGAUGGGCCAUGUGGUAACGUUAGAUACAGCUCGUAAUCAUAAAACACGAAAACACCGGGAACGGAUAGAAGAUACGGAGUUAACCCAUUACCUCGAUUUAUUUCGACGACGAAUAAAAGCAACGAAUCCAGUUAACAUUUACGAAUGUAAACUUGCGAGCAAAAACGAUCGGUAAAAAACAAAAUUUUCCAUCUACGAGAAACGGAAAAGAGACGUUCUUUCUAUCCGAUCGAAUUAAACCGAUUCAAUGCAAAAUGAUAAUUGGGUAAUUUGUCCAUUUAAAUAAUUAUGGGAAAUUAAUAAUAAUAAAAAAAAAAACAAAAAGAAAAAAAAUAUAAAAAGGAAAACUAGCGACCCUUUCCUUUUUUCUUCUUCUUCGACAUACGCGACAAAUGCGGUAUUCGUUGAGCGAAAUUAAGGAUUCGGAUUGUGCUCGGUUUUUUUGACUUUUUUAUUAUUUAUAUAUUCACAAACGUUACAACUUCCAGCUACGCGUACAAGAUUCAAAAUUCAUUCAUACGUCACGUAUUAUCAGUAGAUUUAAACGCACACAUACACACAUACGCGCACACAGAUACAUACACACCCGCACGCGCGCGCGCAUCGUUCGAUCAACCUAUAACUGUUAUUAUUAUUAUUAUCGUUUAAACUGCAUUUUCUAGCUUAAUUUAAUUUAACUCAGCAUCUAAGUCUUAUCGUUAAGUAUGUUUAUUGUAUAACUAUAUAUCUAUAUACAUGGCUGACAUGACUAUUAAUUAUCGUGAAACGAAGGAUCGCAAUUCAAGUCAUAUCUCGUAAUAACAAAUACGUACGUCUACGGUCUGUUAUUGUUAAUCAUUGUAUACGGGUUAUGUUGUACCUACAUUUGAAAAAAUAUUUAAAAAUUUCGCCAAACAUAAAAGUCGAAAGUGUUUCUUUUUUCUCUCUCUCUCUUUUUCUAACAAUUUUCUAUAUAUUUAACUAACUAGCACUCUUUUCUCCGUCCGUCUAUGAUUUUCCUUUUCUUUCUUAGCUCGUUGCGAAGACUUUUCUCGCUUGCUUAAAUCCUAGCCUUCGUUUUUUUCUCAUUUUUUUCUCGACCUUUUCUUUCUCUCUCACGCAAGCUGCACUAAGUAUAUUUUUUAAUAUUCUUCCCGCAUUUUCGAUACACAAAAUUGAAACGUGGAAGAUGGUACGACGUAUUCAUGAGUAUUCGCAAGUAAAAUCUCGAUUGAAGGCACAAUUGCACGAACGAAAACCUGCUGCGAGUUUUAUUUUAUUUAUAAUUAUUACUUUUUCUUUUCCUUCCUUUUCUUUAUUUAGAAUUAAGCUUAAUCUGCAAGUUUUCUUUAUCUUCUUCUUUCUCUUUACCGGACAGUGAAUCGUUUCCGUUCUCGGAAUACUGCGCGACAUACGUUCAUGCGAACUACUCUGUUCCCAUUGAAUAUUAACAAAGUUCUCACAACCACGAGCUGUCCACGAUUUAUUUCCGUUUAUUUCCGCACGAUUUUACGAAGGAUCGAGGAUAACAUUAAUUCUGUGAGUCGAGAGCUUUACCGUUUAUUUUUUCUUUUUCCUUCGAUGAUAACUCGACGAAAAAAUCAAAUAUUUAUAUUUAACGAAAUUCUAAUCGAUACAUACACGUAGAAUUAAUAUGAAUGAAAUUAGAAAAAAUAAAAAAAAAAAAGAAAAAAAGAAUUAUUUACUACAUACAAACAUACUACUUAUAUACAAACAUACUAAUAGAUGAAAGCAAAGAAUCGAUGAAGAAAAAUACGAUAUAUACAACAAUAGAAAAUACGUAAUAAUCAGAGCAGAGAGGAGAAAAGUCAAUGUAGGGCUAGGGGGAAAGAGGGGGACAGUAUCUGUACAAACUCAAGGCAGUUGAUUCAAACGUUUUGCCGGAGAUUCGUGACUUUGCUCUUAUUUUUCUCCUUCCCUUCGCUUUUCGUACAAGUUAAAUAAACAAGUAGAGGUCGUCGUAAUUUUCGCUCGGAGAGUGGCAUCACCGCGAAAUUAACUUUACACACUGAGACCGUAUAAGUUCUCUAUAUAAUGUGUGUAUAUUUGUGUAUAAUAUUUAUGCAUUGUAUAUGUACAGGCAACGGUACAAAUUAACCGUAUUAUAAGAGGGGUUGCCUGUAUAUAUAAUCAUUUCUUUUUAGCAGCUGCUUUUAUAUAUGUGUAUAUAUAUAUAUGCGCGCACGGAUUUCUUACACAUUUUUUUAUUUUUUUUUUUGUUUUUAUUAACCGUUAACCUCAUCCUUUUUUUUUUAUAUAAUAAUGCAAGCCUUAAGUAUAAAAUUAAGAAUUAUUAGCAGCAAAACUAAGUAACGAUGUAUACGUACGAGUCCGUGCAUAUGAUCUUUUGCGUCCUGUACGUAAGUCUAUCUAUGUUGUAGUCUCUAUAUCUUAAUAUUUUUCUAUAUUUAUUAUACACUUCUUCUUCUUCGGUUUUUUGUAGCACAAAUUGCGAUUGUUCGCGUGUGUGUGUGUGUGUGUAUAUGUGUGUGCAUGUCUUUACGGAAAUAUGUGGCUAUUUACAAAUGUACUAUGUGUUACAAAAUUACCUUUUUUCUAUUUUUUUUUUAUAUCAGGGAAGAAGACGAUCGUGCACCAUUUGAAAAUAAUCCAAUGCAAAAGAUCUAUUUUUUAUAUUAUGAUAGGCUCCCGCAUUUCGUGGGAAAAUAUUUCUCAUUAUAUCUACAACAUUAUAUUUUAUCGUGGAUAUAACAUAUAGGGGUAUGUUAUAUCUCGAAGGACGCCAUAAAGUUUAUUGGCUCAUUUCCUGAUCGAUUUCUAAACUUAAUCAAUGAAUCUAAUUCUAAAAUCUUACAUUUAUAGAACGUUGUCAUCGUAAUAGUAUAGCGCGCCCGUGUUAAGUUAUUAUUUAAUUCGUUUAAAAAUAAAAUCAAAUAUCGCCGCUUAUGAAAUGGCAACCAAAGAUUAUGAAAGAAAUAUGUACAUUAUGAGCCAUUCAUUCCUUUUUCAUUCUUUUUAUUCCUGGAUAUUAAGUGUGUAAUUAUUAGUUUGUGCUAGUUCACGUUUAAUUCUUCAUCCGUAGAUGUGACUCAUCGGUUAUAUUUUCGAUUUUACAUAUAUUCAUAAUUUUUAAGUAAAACGUCGACUGUAGACCGAAGAAUAGUUUUUUUUUUUAGAAAUUUGCUUAAGUUCGUCCUUAUGCGAGGUUAAUUUGUUGGAAGAAAAUUGAAAUGGAAAAAGAAAAAUUAUUACCGAAUUUAAUUUUUCCCUUCUCAACUCUUGUCAAUUUGCAAAGUGCUACCGAAAAUCUAUUAAUUUUAUUAUCGCAAAAGGAUUACGUGUAUUUGAGAUACAAAAAUAUAAGAGAUGCCUAAAUGCUUUCCUUUUUUUUCCGUCAAAAUGUAGCAAGCGUUUCGAAGAAAUUAAUUUUAAUCGUGUUAUAAGUAGUAUUUAAUAAAUGCACCUCUUUUUUCUUAUACAUAUACGAUGUAAUAUUUUCGACAGUUCUUAUUAUACCGGUUAUAAUGUAUGCGGUACGUGUGACUAGUGCGUUUCAAUGAGAAUAAGAAGGGCAUGUUUACACAAUAAACGAAUUUUUGCAGCAUACAUAGUGUAUCGUUUCUUUUAUCUGCCAUUUUAUAUACCUACAUACAUACAUACAUACAUACAUACAUAAUAUAUAUAUAUAUAUAUGUAUAUAUAUACAUAUAUAUACACAUAUAUAUGUAUAUAUAUAUAUAUGUAUGUAUGUAUAGAUUUAGUUUAAGUAUGUACUUUUACAUAUGAAUUAUGGUAAAAUGCAUAAAACAUAGGUAACUAAAAUAUUUUUCAUUUUAUCUUAUCGGAAGAUUAAAAAAGAGCCGUUAAAGAAAGUCUAUCGAAAAGAAGCGUUUGUUAAUUAUUACAAAUUUCAUUUCUAUUGCAUUCUGUAAUUUUCUCUCUCUAAAAAAUGAAAAAAGAAAAAAAGAUCUACAAUAUAAAUCGGUUUCGUUAUUUUAUCUCUUUCUGAGUACAAUCGUACAACAUGAUAUUUACAAGAGCAUUUUUCACGUUAUACAAAGCGAAUCAUCCGACAUUUUUAAAUACCUUGAUACCUUUAAAUAUCCGUUUUAUUAAUUUUUCUAAAUGACGAAAUCAUUAUUCUCAAGGCAUUAUCCAAAUUAAAGAUGACUCACCCUGUACACGUAUACGCGUAUAUACAAAUCUAUCGUAUCACUUUUAUUGAACGGCACGAAAUAAAUAACAAGUAGAUGCUUUUAAUGAUGAACACGAAAUCCAUCACGGCAUUGAAGGUAUGUAAUAUCAUAGCUUUAUGAUUUUCUUGCAAAAAACAGUUAUUUCGUUACCUGAGGAACGUUUUUUUUCUAUCUCAUCUUCUCUUUAAAAUACGAAGCGUUCGAACGAGUUCACGCGAAGCGCGUUAUCUAAUUUACCGUCCUGACUGUUUAACGAUAUUUCUUUUGUCGGCAGUGAUUCAUGUAGAUCGUUUAGACGGCGAAACCUCCCUCUCUCUCUCUCUCUCUCUCUCUCUCUCUCUCUCUCUCUCUCUCUCUCUCU
Messenger RNA from Vespa crabro (European hornet), 5968 nucleotides. RefSeq names its product PBAN-type neuropeptides-like (gene Pban). The transcript is spliced from 3 exons. Gene Ontology annotation, biological process: neuropeptide signaling pathway. NCBI's taxonomy places the organism in Eukaryota, Metazoa, Arthropoda, Insecta, Hymenoptera, Vespidae. The coding region runs from base 511 to 1077 and encodes 188 amino acids. Gene Ontology annotation, molecular function: neuropeptide hormone activity. The record is from RefSeq and is a predicted model, not a curated record.